CUCCGGGCUGCCCAGCCCCCGUCACCUUCUCCCAAGCUGCAGUAUAAGGAGUAGUGGCAGGGAGGAGGCCUCUGGGAAGGCAGGGGAGUCUGGGAAAGGAGAGAGUAGGCUGCAGACCUAGAAGGAGUUAGAACAAGAAGUCAGAAGGAAGAAGAGAACGGAGGAGGGCACACGAACACAGAGAAAGGGCCGACAGAAGGAAACGUGGGUGGGAAAAAGACACUUAGGAGGGAGAAGGAGUGAGGCCGAGAUGAAGUUACAGGGGUCCCUGGCCUGCCUCCUGCUGGCCCUGUACCUGGGCAGUGGGGAGGCUGGCCCGUUGCUGAGUGGAGGGGCAAGCGCUGAAACAGGUUUUGGGGAGGCUGCUGGACAGGCAGUGGGAGAUGCCAUUAAUCAUGGAAUCAGGGAGGCCAUUGACCAAGGGGCUGGAGAGGCAGCCCAUGCUCUUGGAAACACUGGGAGUGAGGCUGGCAGACAGGCUGAGAACAUUAUUCGACAUGGAAUAGAUGCUGCCCACAGCUCCUGGCAGGGGAUGCCUGGCAGCAACAGUGCUUGGGGAACCAAUGGCCAGCCUCCAUCUGGAGGCCACAGCACCUUUGGUUCUCAGGAUGGCCUCAGAGCCCAAAGCCAGAGCAUUCCUGAAGGUCCAGGGAAUCCCUGGAUCCAUGGAGUCUCUGGAGGCUCAGGUGGCAACUUUGGAACUAACUCUCAAGGAAGCUCCUGGGGCCAAGGAGGCAAUGGAGGGCCAUACAACGUGGGGACCAACGCUCAGGGAGCUGUGGCCCAACCUGGUUAUGGCUCAGUGAGGGGCAACAACAAUCCAAAUACUGAGUGCACCAACUCUCCGCCCUCCGGCUCAGGUGGAAGCUCUAGCAACUCUUGGGGAAGCAGUGGCGGCAACAGCGGCGGCAGCAGCGGUGGCGGCAGCGGCAGCGGCGGCAGCGGCGGCAGCGGCAGCAGCGGUGGCAACAGCAAUAGUGGUGGCAGCAGCAGUGGUGGAAGCAGCAGUGGUGGAAGCAGCAGUGGUGACAGCAGUGGUGGCAGCAGCAGUGGCAGUAGCGGCAGCGGAGGCAGAGGCAGUGGUGGCAGCAGCAGCGGCAGCAGUUCUGGAGGCAACUGGGAACAUGGUUCCAGCUCUUCCUCAGGAAGCAGUGGAGGAAGUGGUGGAAAUAAACCCGGGUGUGACAACCCAGGAAAUGAAGUCCGAGUGGCUGGAGGAUCUGGGGCUCAGGGAAUAAGCAAGGAAGGUAGUCGCCUCAUUGGGAACUCCCAAGGCAAUUAUCAGGGGCAAGGGUCCAGUGGGGGAGGUGAAGCUGUCGGUGGAAUCGAUAAUUUGAACUCUCAGACAUCUCCUGGGCUCUUCAACUUCGACACUUUCUGGAAGAACUUUAAAUCCAAGCUGGGUUUCAUUAACUGGGAUGCCAUAAACAAGGGCCAAGUCCCAUCCCCCAGCACUCGAGCCCUCCUCUACUUCAGUCGACUCUGGGAGGAUUUCAAACACAAUACUCCUUUUUUGAACUGGAAAGCAAUUAUUGAGGAUGACUAUUCAUCAUCAUCACUUCAGAAGAGGGCAGGCAGUGCUGGUCAGCCUGGUGCAGGAUGGCCAGAGGUAGAAGCUGUAACUUCUAAGAACUACAAUUAUAACCAGCAGGCAUAUCCUCCUGUUUCUGGUGGGCAGUACUCCGCCAAAGUUCCCUCUAAGAACAAUAAAGCCCUGUCCUCAAGGAGAAGCCUUCCACUGAGAGAUCAGAAACUCUGUGCUGACAGGUGAAGCGGCAGUCCAUACUGCCUGUGGGUGUCCACUUUGCCAAUUAUUUGUGGCCAAUUUCCAUCCGCCUUGCAGGCAGAGGGAGUCCUACCUAUUCUCAUCCACUUCCUGUGGGCAGAGUGUGCUAAGGGAGCACAUUCAGUAUCAUCUUGGGUAAUGUGUACUUCGAAUGAUAAAUUCUGCUGUGAAAAAACUUCCAUGGGCUGAAUGUCUACAGUCAGACCAAAGGAGCUUUGAGAUAAACUGGUUUGAUCUUGCCUCUUCCACUGAGCCCUUU
Messenger RNA from Pipistrellus kuhlii (Kuhl's pipistrelle), 2045 nucleotides. It is a transcript of the gene DMKN, whose product is annotated as dermokine. The transcript is spliced from 17 exons. Lineage: Eukaryota; Metazoa; Chordata; Mammalia; Chiroptera; Vespertilionidae. The coding region runs from base 251 to 1771 and encodes 506 amino acids. Gene Ontology annotation, biological process: cornified envelope assembly. The record is from RefSeq and is a predicted model, not a curated record.